Messenger RNA from Drosophila mojavensis, 681 nucleotides. RefSeq lists its product as uncharacterized. Lineage: Eukaryota; Metazoa; Arthropoda; Insecta; Diptera; Drosophilidae. The transcript has 3 exons. The record is from RefSeq and is a predicted model, not a curated record. Bases 246 to 557 code for a protein of 103 amino acids.
CCCAGUAUAGCUGAUUCUAAAAGCGCAAGGGAAUCUUAAUGAUAAAGCUCUCUGUAGCGCACAGUUUGAGUCUGGAAAGCCGCAGCUCGGCAUUGUUACUUAUAUUUUCGUGUGUGUGUGUGUGUCUGCUUUGCAAAUUAGAAUUGUAAAUUUGCGCAUCAGUUGCUGGAUCUAGUUGGGGGUAUAUAUAGCAAACAGGUUGAGCCGAUGGGCUUUAGUCGAUCCGAAGAUCCAAUAAACAAAAGAUGCGUCACGCCUGGGCAAUAGUUGGUCUGAUGUUGCUGCUGUUGCAGCUGGUGAUGUCGCACAAAUUGAGCGAGCCGGUGUGCACCUACCGCAACGCCGAGGACGAGACGGUGUUCCUCAAGUAUUUGCCGUUGCUGAAGAAGGGCCAGGACUACGUUGAUUUCGGCAAGGAGGGCAAGUGCCUGAAGCGCGCCAUCUGCUCGGACACGUUCAAGACCGUCGUCGAGGAAUGCAGCGACCAGAAAGUCACCUGCCACAACAAGCAGCGCUACACAGGCGUCUUUCCCGCCUGCUGUGUCAAGUGCCCCUAGACAGCUGCUACAUCAAUCGAUUCCAAUAUUAAUCAAUCAAGUUAUCAAUCCACAGCUAGACAAUCACUAUUGUGCUUAGCAUUCAACACAAAUAUGCAAUAAAUUUUUGUCUUUUAUCUCAAAA